AUGGCCACCCAGCGUUACCAGCCUGCUCCACUUCCCAUCAAUGUUCCCUCAAAGGCUCCAGCUCCUGCCAGUCUCUUUCCCAUCAGUCGUGUUUCUGGCUCCCCGCCAGAUAUUUCCGACGCGAGCACUACCACCGGCAGUCGCACCUCCGGUUUCAGCUACGGCACUGGAGUGCUCAGCGGCGAUUAUGAGUCGAGCUCCACCUCGUACUCCGGUAUCGAUGUUGUUGACGUCCUGAAUGACCGCAUGCAAGAUGUCUUCGACCCGACGCCAUUGGACCGAGGACUCGCAAAACAGGCGCAAACAUCCGGCCAGCUCAAUGCCAAACAACGAGAGCUUCUCGAACUACAAGCUCUCGCUCAGCGCCGUCUGAAGGGUGUGCGCGCCAAUUUCUCGGAAGGCAUCAAGGUUGCUCGGGAGACCAAGCGUGAUCUUGAGUGGACUCAGAAGCGUGUGAAGUGA
This is a messenger RNA of Aspergillus clavatus NRRL 1, 462 nucleotides long. Its product is annotated as KxDL motif-containing protein. Lineage: Eukaryota; Fungi; Ascomycota; Eurotiomycetes; Eurotiales; Aspergillaceae. Gene Ontology annotation, cellular component: BLOC-1 complex; endosome. The record is from RefSeq and is a predicted model, not a curated record. Gene Ontology annotation, biological process: regulation of protein localization; endosome organization. The transcript is spliced from 2 exons. The coding region runs from base 1 to 462 and encodes 153 amino acids.